GUAGCAGUGCUUGGUGCGUGCGUGCGCGUACACGAGUGUCGACGUGCGUGCACGCAGUAGAAAUCAAAUGUUUGAUCUUUUCUUUAAAACUUAAGUCAACGAGCCUCCAACAGUCCGCUGGAGCGCAUAAAAAGCAACAUUUAUUCCUCAUUUAUUGCAAACACAUUUGGCUUUUUCAUUCUUGUUUGGACUUCAUCGAACGUGUUGCCAGGCAACGUGAAGACAACAAAGUCCACCGGAUAAGUUUUUUUCCGCGAACAAAAUGAACUCCAAAAACACCAAAGAUCCCAAGACUAACGGCCUUCCAAUCACCAAGUCCGCUGCAAAGAAGGCACAUCAAGGAGUCAUAGGUCAGAUCUCCCAAAUUCCAGGACUUUCUCCCAUCGUCAGCACAGGUGAAGACAAGAAGAACAUCGGCAAGAGAGUUGGAGUUCUUGACAGCGACUCAGAAUACAUCAAACUGGCAAAACAAGGAGGUCACAAAGGACUUCUGUACUUCGAUGAGACCAACAAGUCAUGCUCCACGGACCUGCUGCUGGACGCUCCAGUAGAAGCUCUUGGAAAUCUCAGUGUGGUCUGCAACAAGGAGAAGAAAGGUCAGGAAGGUUCCUCACAAAGAUCCCUGCCUCCUUUCUGGACUGACAACAUGUCUACCUGGGAACGAGACGACGGCAGCACAGACAAGAAAAAGAAGGUUCCUGACAAACAGUUGGUCCAAAAACAGAUGCCCGUCUUUAUGAAGGACAACAUUAAAUUCAGGAGAACUCCUGUCUGCUGUUCAAAUGGACUCCCAGGUACUUGUACUGCCCCACUACUGCCACCUCCCGGUUCCACAGGGGUCAUUCUCUUCUUGAAGUCCAUGACCAGCUCCACGUUAAGGAGCAGAUGGUUCGCCUGAGACCACUCCACAAAGUCAGCGAUCAGUGUCCUGUACUCCAAUUCCUGUCCCUCUCUGAUACACCUGACCACAGCAGAGUCAUCAGAGUAUUCUGCAGGUGGCAGGACCUGGAACUAUACUGGAAAUCUGAGGUGUACAGGGUGAACAGGAAAGGAGACAGGACUGGGGAGCAUCUACACCACUGACCACAGUAUCCAACAGGGAGCUCCCCAGUCGCACAAACUGGGGCCUGUCAAACAAGUAAUCAGUGAUCCAGGUGACAGUGGAUGAACUGACACCCAUCCUGAGCAACUUAACUUGUCAGUCAUCAGAAUUGGCUGAAUGAUGUUAAAGGCACUGGAGAAUUCAAAGAACAUGAUCCUCACAGAGCCCCUUCCCCCGUCCAGGUGAGAGUGAGCACAAUGCAGAGGGUAGAUAACAGCAACAUCCCCUCCUACAUGGGGCUGAUAUGCUAACUGCAGAGGGCCUAGGGAAGGAGCCACCAGGGGUCUCUGCUGAUCCAACACAAGUAUCUCGAGGACCUUCAUGACAUAAGACGUCAGGGCAACAGGUCUGAAGUCAUUCAAGCCCGAUGGGAUGGGCUUCCUGGGCACUGGCACUUUGCAGGAUGGUUUCUAUAGCGCUGGUAUCCUUUCUGACUUCAGACUCAGGUUGAAGAUAAAGUACAGGAUCUCAACCAGCUGAGCAGCACAAGUCUUCAGGACCCAGGGGUUGACUCAGUCAGGGCUUGCUGACUCGGCUGGGUUGACUCUCCAGCUGACGUCUCACAUGUCGAGGUGUCAGACACACCAGGCUGGCUUUCUCAGUGGGGGUUGAAAUGGGGAGAUAAGAAACAGCAGUGGCAGGCAACAGUGAAAGAGUUUGUGGAUUGAUGGUCAGGGGAGGUGAGGACAGGAGUAGUGGGGGAGGGCCAGUAAGCAUGCAUCGCUAAAUCUAUUAAAAAAGAAAUUCAGCUGGUUGGCACGAUCUCCACCCCCAUCCAGCAGUUUGGUUUUAUUGUUGAAGCCUGUGAUAGUGUCAAUGCUCUUCCACACAUCACAAGUGUUAUUCUGUUGGAGUUUGACCUCUAGCUUCCUUCUGUAGGAAUCUUUUCCUUCUUGCAGAUGAACAUUAAGCUGCCACUGUAUCCUCCUCAACUCAUCCCGAUCACCAGAUCUGAAG
This is a messenger RNA of Nerophis ophidion (straightnose pipefish), 2059 nucleotides long. RefSeq lists its product as uncharacterized. NCBI's taxonomy places the organism in Eukaryota, Metazoa, Chordata, Actinopteri, Syngnathiformes, Syngnathidae. The record is from RefSeq and is a predicted model, not a curated record. The coding region runs from base 263 to 898 and encodes 211 amino acids. The transcript has 7 exons.